Colletotrichum truncatum is the source of this 2193-nucleotide messenger RNA. NCBI's taxonomy places the organism in Eukaryota, Fungi, Ascomycota, Sordariomycetes, Glomerellales, Glomerellaceae. The record is from RefSeq and is a predicted model, not a curated record.
AUGGCAGACAAGGAGGCGUCAGUUUAUAUCGUGGAUCUCGGUUCCUCCAUGGCCGAUUGUCAUAACGGCCGUUCCGAGCCAGAUUUGAACUGGAGCAUGCGCUAUGUCUGGGACAAGAUCUCUACUACGGUUGCGGCCUCGCGCAAGACAUGGACUGUCGGCGUUGUUGGUCUGAAAACAGACGAGACGCUCAACGCCAUGCAGGAUGACGAUGGCUACGAGAACAUUUCCGUGCUGCAGGAGCUAGGGCCCAUGACCAUGUCAUCACUCCGAGAGCUCAAAGAAAAGGUCAAGCCAAGUGAUACUGACGUUGGGGACGCCGUUUCUGCAGUGGUGAUUGCCGUAGACAUGAUUCAGACAUUUACCAAGAAGCUCAAGUAUAAGCGUCGGGUGUACCUCGUCACAGAUGGUCUGGCACCCAUUGAUGGAGACGAUGUUGAUGCAAUUGCAAAGAAAAUCAAUUCUGACGGAAUCGAGUUGAUCGUUCUGGGUGUGGAUUUCGACGACGCAGAAUACGGCUUCAAGGAAGAAGACAAGCCCUCAAUCAAGAGAAAGAAUGAGGAGAUCCUAAAAGACCUUGUCUCAAAGUGUGACCAUGGCCAGUUCGCAACCAUAGCAGAGGCAAUUGACGAGCUAGACACCCCACGUCUAAAGCCCGUUCGCCCUUACAAGACGUACGAGGGGCCGCUCACCCUCGGCCACGCCGACCCACCACCGGAGCUCAAGAUUCCACCCACGCCCGUCGUCAUCAACGUCGAGCGCUAUUUCAAAACCAAGCUCGCCCGCGCCCCUGCUGCCACCACUGUUGUCGUGUCGUCUGACCCCUCGUCGCAGUCGACGCACACCCUCGACGGAGAGCCCAUGGAAGGCGUAGAGACGACCAGCGGCUUUGCUGCAGUGAAAUCUGCCAGGACAUACAAGAUUAACGAUCCCGAUGCCCCUGGCGGAAAGCGGGACGUCGAGUUUGACUCCUUGGCUAAAGGAUAUGAGUACGGUCGCACGGCGGUGGCUAUUAGUGAGUCUGAGUGGAACGUCACCAAGCUCGAGACGGAGAAGUCGUUCACAAUCAUCGGUUUUAUCCCCUGUGACAAGUACGAACCUUUUCUUAAUAUGGGCGAAACUUGCAUAACAGUAGGUCGCAAAUUCGAUGAGAAGUCCCAACUGGCUCUCUCGUCCCUCAUCCACGCCCUCUAUGAGCUGGAGUCGUACGCCGUCGCCCGUAUUGUUCUCAAGGAGAAGAAGGAUCCUGUUCUCGUCCUCCUAGCCCCGCGCAUCGAGCCCGAUAUGGAGUGCUUAUAUGAUGUACCUCUUCCCUUCGCCGAGGAUGUCCGCGGGUAUCAGUUCCCGCCCCUCGACCGUGUCAUCACUGUCAGUGGACAAAAGAUCACUACAAACCACCGUCUUCUCCCUAGCGAUGAGCUCACAGAAGCGAUGAGUGACUACGUUGACUCGAUGGACCUCGGUACCUUUGACGCCGACGAUGAAGGGCAUUGCAGAAACCCCUCGGAAUACGCAGCGAUCGAUGACACCUACAACCCCGUAAUCCAUAGACUAAACCAAGCAAUCCGCCAAAGGGCAGUAAACCCGGAAGGACCGAUUGACCCCGUCCCGCCCAUCUUGGUCCGCUACGCCGCGCCCCCAGAGCCGCUUACCACGAAGAACAGCUCCGAAAUCGAGGCCCUCAUCUCCACGGCAGACGUCAAGAAAGUGCCUCCAAAAGCGAAGGGCAAACGCAAUCGCGAGACAGUCAAGCCGCUAUCAGGCCUCGACGUCGACGCCCUACUGGGAGCGAAACCCAAACGCGCUAAGAUCUCCUUUGAGAACGCAAUCCCGGAAUUCAAGCGUGCACUCACCGUCGCGGAGGAAGUCUCAGAGAUCAAGGACGCUGCGACGCAGAUGGGCGCGAUCGUGUGCUCGCUCAUCACGGACAGCUUUGGCGAUGCAAACUAUGCGCGCGCCGUAGAGAACUUGGGUGUAUUGCGAGAGAGCCUCAUCGACUUUGAAGAACCGGGCAUCUAUAACGAAUUUGCGAGGGAUCUCAAGAAGAAGAUUCUCUCUGGAGAAUUGGGCGGCGACCGUAGAGAGAUGUGGUGGAAGAUUCGAACAUCCCGGCUUGGGCUUAUCGACCAGGCCGCGUCCGAGGUUUCAAACGUCACGAGUGAAGAGGCUGAUGAGUUUUUAAAGUCAAAAUAA